AUGUCCGUCAUGGAGAAGCCUAUUAUAACGCCACUGCUUGCAAAAGGCACUAACAAGACGGACGGAAAACAAUUUACCAGGAUUUCUUUUAUUCCAGACCUGUCAAAAUUCAAAUGUAAUGAAAAAUCAAUAGACCAAGGCCACCUGUCUCUUUUUUACAGACGCGUAUUCGACUUGGCGGGAACUGUAAAAGGAAUUUCGGUUUUCUUAAAUGGGAAGAAAAUUCCCAUUUCAUCGUUUUCAUCUUACGCUCGUAUGUAUGUUSAGUCAUGUGCCUUUGGGAGAGGCGAGCCCAUUGAAUCGCCUUUGCCCUUGUUUCAUAUUACCGUUAAUGAUCGAUGGGAUGUUGCGGUAGCCUCAUCUGAAGAACAGUUUCAACAGGUUUCUUUUGUAAAUUCUAUUCAUACAUCUAAAGGUGGAACUCAUGUUUCGCUAAUAACUGACCAACUUGUUUCGGCAAUCAGCGAUGCUCUUGUAAAAAAAAACAAAGGAAUGUCCAUCAAACCAUUCCAAGUCAAAUCUCGCUUAUGGGUCUUUGUAAAUUGUCUGAUCGAAAAUCCUACCUUUGAUUCUCAAACAAAAGAGACCCUUACGCUUCGGGCAGCGGCUUUUGGAUCAGAGUGCCAGCUGCCUGCUUCUUUUCUAACAAAGAUAAUUAACAACUCUGGAAUUGUAGCAAUGUUGCAAGCCGAAUUCCUUGCAGCAGCAAAAGCUAAGGAAGACAAAGAGUUAAAGAAAACUGACGGACGCAAGAGUGCUCGUCUUUCUGGGAUACCAAAACUGGAUGAUGCCAAUUUUGCUGGAACAAAAAGCGCCUCAAAAUGUACUCUCAUUUUGACUGAAGGAGAUUCUGCAAAGGCCCUGGCAGUUUCUGGCCUCUCCGUAGUUGGAAGGGAUUAUUUUGGAGUUUAUCCGCUUCGUGGGAAACUUUUGAAUGUGCGCGAUGCCAACGAAAACGUCGAGAUUUCUGCAAUCAAACAGAUUUUAGGAUUGCAACAUGGCCGUGUAUAUGCAAAUAAUGAUGCUCUUAGAUACGGCAGAAUUAUGCUAAUGACGGAUCAAGAUCACGAUGGCUCUCACAUUAAGGGGCUACUUAUUAACUUUAUUGAUUUUUUCUGGCCAUCUCUACUGAAAUUACCUAGCGGAUUUCUUACGGCGUUCAUUACGCCGAUAGUUGUGGUCACCCCGAAAAAUAGAAACUCUCGCCCAAAUAGACAAAUCUCGGGAGUGGGCAUUGGGGCUCGAAUUGAUUCCACCACUGGGGCAAUCUCUUUUUAUACGAUUCCAGAAUAUGAGAAUUGGAAAACCAUUCAAACCACCCACAGCUUAUCGUUAUUUCUGAUCAAAUAUUACAAAGGUUUGGGAACCUCUACCUCAGCAGAUGCCAAGAAAUAUUUUUCUUCAAUGAAUUUACAUGCCAAGCCCUUUGUCUCCAUGACUAAAGCCGAUGCUAGGAAAGAGUGGCUUCAUGCCUUUGUCCCUGGAACAUUUUUGGAUUGUUCGACUCCUCAAUUUACGAUUGAGGAUUUUGUGCAGCGUGAAUUGAUUUUAUUUUCCAUGGCCGAUAAUGUCAGGUCCAUUCCAAGUGUAAUUGAUGGCCUCAAGCCAGGACUGAGGAAGAUUCUUUUUUCUUGCUUCAAGCGAAAGCUAAAGCAAGAAAUCAAAGUUGCCCAAUUAGCUGGCUAUGUUAGCGAGCAUGCGGCUUAUCACCACGGAGAGGCAUCUUUAUGUGCUUCCAUUAUUGGCUUGGCCCAAGACUAUACGGGCUCAAAUAACAUUCCCUUGCUUGUCCCUUCUGGCCAGUUUGGUACUCGCCUUCAAGGAGGAAAGGAUGCUGCCUCUCCUCGUUACAUCUUUACCUGCUUGUCCGAAAUUUCACGACUUAUUUUCAUGGAAAGCGACGAUGACCUUUUGGUGUAUUUAAACGAUGACGGACAAUCUAUUGAACCUGAAUGGUACAUGCCCAUUAUCCCAAUGCUGCUUGUAAAUGGAAGCGAAGGCAUUGGAACGGGAUGGUCAACAUUUAUCCCGCCCUUUAGCCCCUUGGAAGUAAUUGAAAACGUGCUCAGAAAAAUUGAAGAAAAGCCUUUGGUAGAAAUGCACCCGUGGUAUAGAUGCUUUUCUGGGUCAAUUCUUUGUUCAGAAUCGAUGGGCUAUAAAAUUUAUGGCAAGGCGAAUCUUCGAUACGUUUGUACCGAUUGGGUUUUAAACAUCACGGAGCUUCCCGUCGGUGUGUGGACACAGAAUUACAAGGAAUUUCUUGAAUCUUUGAUAGAAAGAUCGCCUGCCUUGGUAAAAGAGUUCACUGAACACCACACGGACACGUGCGUUUCGUUUUCCAUCAAGCUUGGUGAGGCUGCAAUUGAGUCUGCCGAGGCAAUUCUGGAUCCCCACUUGGUCCCCUCCACCAAUAUCGCUACGGAGUCGUUUUUAAAGCUGUUCAAGUUAUCGUCUUCGAUUUCUCUUACAAAUAUGGUCGCUUUUGACGCUGGCGGCCAUUUGAAGAGAUAUGGUUCCGCUCUAGAGAUCCUAGAGGACUGGUACCUGGUUAGGUUAAAUGGCUACCAUCGAAGAAAAGAGAAUCUAGUCUCGCACUUGUCGAGAGAAUGGAAGCGCUUGGACGCAAAAAUGCGAUUUAUUAGUGAGAUUUUACAGGGCACUUUGGUUAUUGCGAGGAAAUCCAAAGCUGAUCUUGUACGUGAAUUAUCUGAAAAAGGAUAUGAGGAGGAUGAAAAUGGAGGCGGAUAUGACUAUUUACUUGGAAUGCCAUUAUGGUCUCUUACCGCAGAACGCAUUUUACAGCUUGAAAAUGAAAGAAAAGAAAAAGAGGACGAGCUAAAGUUGUUGCUGUCCAAAACUCCCUGCGAUCUGUGGAAAACGGACUUGAUGACGCUGAAAAAAUUUGUCUCCAGUUCUGAGUAUUAUUCAGAUCACAUAGGCGUUCGGGCUGAUGUCGCUUCCCAACAAAUUGCCUAUACGGAAGGAGAAAAGCCCAUGAAAAUUAUCAAACUCGAGCAAAAAGAGGACCCUUUGAGAGAGUCCAAAGAGCCUAAAGAAACUGAAAAAAAGCCAAUCCCAAGGAACGCUAAAACCUCAGCCCAUAAAAAGACGAGCAAGCCUAUGCAAGCUAAAGAGAGCAAAUCAAUGCAGGCCAAAAAGACAAAAUCCUUGGAGCUAAAUAGAGCUAUUGGAAUGGUGUCAUCCUCAGAAUCAAAUCCUCCAACCGAACUCACGGCCUCAGCUUCCGAUCCAAGUAUCACGAAUCAAGUCCCAUCUCCACGGACAAAUAACAAUUCACUCUUAGAUCGUAUUCAGACCAUGCUAUCAUCAUCAAACAUUAGUUCCGCUCAGGCCACAUUGUCAUCGCCAGGUAUAAAUUUAGCGGUUAAUCAGAGUCAACAUGCAGCAACUAAUGUAUUGCCCAAGACGCAAAGGAAACCUGCUAAAAAAAGUGGCUCUAAUUCUCGUGAUGCUGGUAAAUCCCAGCUUACUCUUGAUAUUUCUCCUGUAAUAAGGAAACCAUCUAGUGCAAAAAAUAUACUAAGACGCGGAAUCAUCAAAGAUGAUUCUUCUGAAAACGAAAGCAUAGCAUCAACCGAUGGUGAGGAUCCGUUCCAUGGUAGCACCGAAAAUUAA
This is a messenger RNA of Mitosporidium daphniae, 3636 nucleotides long. RefSeq names its product DNA topoisomerase 2. The record is from RefSeq and is a predicted model, not a curated record. Gene Ontology annotation, cellular component: nucleus. NCBI's taxonomy places the organism in Eukaryota, Fungi, Microsporidia. The transcript is spliced from 3 exons. Gene Ontology annotation, molecular function: DNA binding; DNA topoisomerase type II (double strand cut, ATP-hydrolyzing) activity; ATP binding. Gene Ontology annotation, biological process: resolution of meiotic recombination intermediates; sister chromatid segregation; DNA topological change. The coding region runs from base 1 to 3636 and encodes 1211 amino acids.